AUGGCCAAAGUUACAAAUCCGGGCUACGUUGUACUCAAUAUUGCUACUGCUGGUGUAUUUAACGCGAUUAGCAGGUCAUUAAAGACGGUCAAGAAAGAAGUAUUGUGUGCUUUCAACAUAUUUAAUAUUGCGGAAGGAAUUUCUCGUUUCAUGCGAUUUCAACGAGUCGUGCCUCCGAACGGGACAAAAGAGGAGAUUCUUGCUGUAGUAUAUCAAACGGACCUGUUCCUCGUCGAUCUGCCAGUUGCUAUUACGGCCUGUAUGGGAUACCCUGUUCCGCGAUAUGCUUACUUUGCUGAUGCAGUCGUGACCGCUGCGGAAACAAUUGUCAAGCAAGUGGUUUUAAACCAUAACGUGAUCAUGAGCUCAAUCGAUGCUUUCAUGGCGUUCUUUAGAAACACCACAGCAGGAAAGUCGGUGAGGGAGCUUGAUUCGGUGAGUGUGGCGAACCUCACGUCCAUGAUAAAGUCUAGCUCUUCUUGCGGGUUCAACCUUAAACGUCUCACAGACCGAGUCAUUACCAAAAUUGCCGACAUGCGUGACUACAAUCCAUUCAUUACCAACGAAGACCUUCGAAUCGAGCUGAGCAAGUCGUCUAUUGUGCUGGAGGAUGUUCCGAUCGUCACCAACAACUGCAUGGCCGAGUUGCUAAAAACCAAGAAGCCUUAUAUCGCUUACCAGACGCGAGAUACUCUGAGAAAAACGUUCGGGGUGAUCAUCGAUCAACUGAUUGAGACAUCCACCACCGAUAUGGGUGAGGCUAUGGCAAGGGAAGAUUACAUGGUGUUAACAGCCAAUAUGGGAUUUCUCGGCCUCUCAGCUUUCGAUCCCACAGGCAUUGCUUACAUGGCAUUCAACUACGUGCAGUCUAUUUGCGGUCCGACGGAAUUCAUCGGUGAAAUCGACGACGGGAAUCUCACAGAUGCACUAGGACUUACAACCGUAGAUGAUGCUUUCCACGGCAGCGAAGGAACGUGGACCAAGAAGGGUGACGGUGUGGUGAAAAUUAUCUUUGUUAGCUCUGACACCGAGAACGUGAAUGUGAUUAUUCGCUCGGGAGGUGAAAAAGUUGCUACAGUCUAUGUUGGAAGCGGGGAGACGGUGACUUGGACAACGACCGUGAAGGCACUGCAGGACAAGACUUUGUACUUGACACGUAAGCGCCCGGGUCUUCUGAAUAUUCCUCGUUCAAGUGGCGGCUCUCUUCUGCUAUGGCUACCGAGGUCCUCAGAAGGCGGUCACCUCAAACUGAACGCGAAGAUCAACGUAAGCUAG
This is a messenger RNA of Peronospora farinosa, 1275 nucleotides long. The record is from the annotation of a GenBank genome assembly. Lineage: Eukaryota; Oomycota; Peronosporomycetes; Peronosporales; Peronosporaceae.